ACUAUCAGCAGCAGGAGCAGCAGAAACCCCUCAACAGCAACAUUGUACCCAUCAGAGUUGAAACUGUAAGAGUCAUGCCUCUCUGGGAGUUCUUAGCUGGGAGCAUUUCAGGUGCACUGGGACUUGGAGUAGGAUAUCCGUUAGACACUGUGAAGGUACGUCUCCAAGCCCAGUCUGUGUAUAAAGGGAUAUUUCACUGUGUGAUUAAAACAUAUUCUCAUGAAGGGCUCCAUGGAUUCUUUAAAGGCAUGGCAUUUCCUGUGCUGACCACUGGCAUCACCAACUCCCUUGUCUUUGGCUGUUACAGUAAUGCUUUAGGUUACCUCACUAAGUCUCAGCGCAGUCGAGGCAAACCGGCCUCUGCUGCACAGGUCUUCACUGCUGGCUGCUUCUCAGGCCUGGUGCAGGUGUUGGUUUGUGCACCCAUUGACCUGGUCAAGGUGCGUCUGCAGGGUCAAUCGACGUCAGCACGAUAUCGCGGACCCGUGCACUGCGUCGCCGUCAUCCUGAGGGAGGAGGGGCUCAGGGGUCUGUACAGAGGAGGCCUGGCCCUCACUCUGAGGGACGUCCCCUGCUAUGGGCUCUACUUCUUACCUUACGAGGUCACUCGUAAGGUUCUCACUCAAGAUGGCAAAGAGCCAGGCACCUUUGCGAUAUUGAUGGCAGGUGGCGUCGCGGGUGUGGUGACCUGGUCCUUAGCCACGCCCAUGGACGUAGUGAAAGCUCGGCUCCAGAUGUCGGGGGCCGGCGGGCGGGAGUACAGCGGCGUCCUGCACUGCAUGAGAGUGAGCGUGAGGGAAGAAGGAGUGAGGGUGUUUUUCAAAGGCCUCCUGCUGAACAGCCUGAGAGCAUUUCCGGUCAACGCCGUCACCUUCCUCAGCUACGAGAGCCUGAUGAAGAUUUUCUAUCCACCACCAGCCAGUCACUCUUCACAGUAAAGGGAUGGACACAUUGACUUUAAGGAUAAAAUAUCUUUGAGAAGAUUUCAGUAUAAAGAGUGUUCUCAGUUACUAAAUGCUGUUUUUAAACUGCCUGUAGAAUAGGUCAAAUCCCAUUUGGCCAGCAUCAGAAACCUGGGCACACUUUGAAGGUAACCUAAUGGUUAGGACAGAUUAGCUGCAGCCAGUGAGCCUCCUGCUACACACACUUUACAUGAAAACUGCUACAGUCAACAUUUCUGCAUUAACAACAUAUCACAAUAAAAGUGAUGACUGGAAAUGACUCCAUAAAAAAACGACCUUUUGAGUUUGUUUUUUGGGUGGGAGUGACAGAUGUUGUAUAAAGUGCUUUGAGUGCUCAAGUACAGUGCUGUUUACCAUAUGUGCUUCAAGGAUUGGCCCGCGAGCAGAAAAAGGCAAUGGCAAGAAAAGUAAAUAUUGGCCUGGAUUUCAUUGUUACUUUAGGAGACGAUGCGUUAGUGCUCUGUCAACAUAUUUCUCAGUGUUAAAAUAACUAUGCACAUGCACAUCCC
Messenger RNA from Oreochromis aureus, 1471 nucleotides. RefSeq names its product solute carrier family 25 member 45. The record is from RefSeq and is a predicted model, not a curated record. The transcript has 7 exons. Lineage: Eukaryota; Metazoa; Chordata; Actinopteri; Cichliformes; Cichlidae. Gene Ontology annotation, cellular component: mitochondrion. The coding region runs from base 75 to 938 and encodes 287 amino acids. Gene Ontology annotation, molecular function: transmembrane transporter activity. Gene Ontology annotation, biological process: transmembrane transport.